This is a messenger RNA of Betta splendens (Siamese fighting fish), 2179 nucleotides long. It is a transcript of the gene ddx52, whose product is annotated as DEAD (Asp-Glu-Ala-Asp) box polypeptide 52. The coding region runs from base 75 to 2063 and encodes 662 amino acids. Gene Ontology annotation, biological process: maturation of SSU-rRNA. Gene Ontology annotation, cellular component: 90S preribosome. Lineage: Eukaryota; Metazoa; Chordata; Actinopteri; Anabantiformes; Osphronemidae. The record is from RefSeq and is a predicted model, not a curated record. Gene Ontology annotation, molecular function: ATP binding; nucleic acid binding; RNA helicase activity. The transcript is spliced from 15 exons.
AGCGAUGGAUGAUGCGGAUGUCGAUUGCUGAUGCCUGUGUCCGGAUGUAGACCACGCUGCCGAAGGAGUCAGGCAUGGACGCUCUCGAGUUGUUUCGGAAACUCGGAGCUGGAGCUAAAUUUGACCUGAAAAGGUUUGGUCAAGAUGCCGCUCGGUUUAAGCUAUGCAGAUCUCAUGAUUUGGAAGCAACCUCAGAUCCUUUAUCUGCGAUCGAUUACUUCGGGACAAGUCGAGCCAGCGAAGCCCAGAGCAGGGGCACAAGUAAGGAGGAGGAAAAUGAUGGAGGAGGACAGCAGCUUGAGGACAGUGAAGACUCUGGUUCUGGGGGGAAAAGGAAGCGAAAGGAUCGAGAAAGAAUAGCAAGAAAGAAGAAGACAACAAACGAUCAGACGGAGGUGGAAGGUGACCAAACACUGAAAAGCAAAGGAAAUGGCAUCACUUGGACAUCCUCAUUCGACAGAAAGAUUACAAACCUGCCAAAUGAUGAAAAGGAGAAAAAUUCACUGAAGAGACUGAAGCAUCUUCAUCAAGAAAAGGUGAAUCGUAUCCGAUCUCGAAACCGUAUAAAUGUGCAUGGCUGUGAUGUCCCAGACCCAGUGUGCACAUUUGAUGAACUGCAGUCAGAGUAUCGCCUCAAUCCACGUGUCAUUCAGAACCUCAAGGAUGCAGGGCUGAAUUCCCCAACACCCAUACAGAUGCAGGCAAUCCCUCUCAUGAUGCAUGGUCGAGAGGUCCUGGCUUGUGCUCCGACAGGAUCAGGAAAGACUUUGGCUUUUUGCCUCCCACUGCUUUCUCACCUGCAGCAGCCGGCCAACCUGGGAUUUAGAGCUGUGAUCAUCUCUCCAACCAGAGAACUGGCCAGCCAGACCUACAGGGAGCUGCUUCGCCUGUCUGAGGGAGUCGGUUUUAGAGUUCACAUCAUAGACAAGGCUUCCCUGGCAGCCAAGAAAUAUGGACCACAAUCAAACAAAAAAUAUGAUAUACUCGUCAGCACUCCGAACAGACUCAUCUUUCUUCUCAACCAGGAUCCUCCAGCUCUCGACCUCAGCAGUGUGGAGUGGCUAGUGGUCGAUGAGUCCGAUAAGCUGUUUGAAGAUGGCAAAACAGGCUUCAGGGAGCAGCUCGCCACAAUCUUUCUGGCCUGUUCUGGACCCAAGGUACGCAGAGCUUUCUUCAGUGCCACCUGCACACCGGAUGUGGAGAAGUGGUGCCGUCUGAACCUUGACAACUUGGUGUCUGUCAACAUCGGACACAGAAAUGCUGCAGUUGACACAGUGGAACAGGAGCUGUUGUUUGUUGGGACAGAGAACGGCAAACUACUGGCCAUGAGAGACAUCAUCAAGAAAGGUUUCCUGCCACCGAUGCUGGUGUUUGUUCAGUCUAAAGAACGAGCGCGGGAGCUCUUUCAUGAGUUGGUCUAUGAAGGCAUCAACGUGGAUGUCAUCCACGCAGAGCGCACUCAGCAGCAGAGAGACAAUGUAGUUGCUAGCUUCCGCGCUGGUAAGAUUUGGGUGUUGAUCUGCACAGCUCUGCUGGCCAGAGGAAUCGACUUCAAAGGAGUUAACUUUGUGCUGAACUACGACUUCCCCGGCAGCGCUGUGGACUACAUCCACAGGAUUGGACGUACUGGUAGAGCUGGACAUCAGGGAAAGGCCAUCACCUUUUUCACAGAAAAUGACAAACCACUGCUGCGCAGCAUCGCUAAUGUUAUAAAACAAGCUGGAUGUCCUGUUCCUGAAUACAUGGUUGACUUAAAGAAGACUCGCAGCAAAGACAAGCGGAAACUUGAGAAGAAACCUCCUAAGAGAAACUCCAUCUGCACAACUCCUCGCUACUUGAUGAAGAAAGGCAAAGCACCAAAAAAAGGGCAGAAGAAGGCAGGGAGUGGAAAGCAGAAGAGAGAAGAAGCGCCUCAAACGCCAACACAGAAACUGAAGGAUAAAAAGUCGACAAAACAGAAGAAAAGAGAUACAGCACAGAAAGAAGAGGGAACAGAAAAACGUACAAAGAUAGCAAAGUUAAAAAAGAAAAAGGGGAAGAAAAAUAUUCAACAACAACAAUAGGAGGAGUCAAUAAAAACGAUGGUGGAUGUGUAUUUUGUUAAUCAUUUUCUUUACAUUUUGCAGUUUAUUAGAUUAUACAAAAAACAGCUGUAUACAAUAAACAACUUCCAUGUCGC